UUAAUUCCCCUUUGGCUGUGGACGGGUUCCAAGCGCGUUCUUGAAGACCGACCAGUUCAAACUAAGAAUCCCUUGUAAAUCAACUCGCCAUUGGCUAACAGUAGCUACUCGUAUUCCGACCAGUGUGGUGUGACUGUUCUUCCAUCAAAUACGAAAUCGGUGGGCAGCAACGAAUUAAAAACCGAAUCGAGUUUGUCAUUAGAUAAAGUCCAGGGGAAAACCCGAGACAAACUUGUUUCGGGGGAAAAUCAACUAGGCCAAUCUCAAGACCAACAUCAGUUUCUGUGUGUCUUCUAAUUACAUUAGAAACAUGUUUGCCGCAGUGAUAUUUAUGGCUGCUUUCUCACUGGCAUUGGCAAGCAAUUCAACCUACCCCAGCUCCCCUGGAACUUCUUAUAAUAGUUAUCCAACUUAUGAUGCUGCAAGCAUUCCCCAAAACAAAAAGCCAUCAAAUGCUUCAUUCCCUGAUGAUGGUUGCGGAGACUACGCUGUUCGAUUUAAGGACGACGGAUAUUGUUACCCUGUUUUGAAAAAAGGACCGUGCAAAAGUUUGCUGUACUGGGUAACGGUCGACCCGUAUACCUACGAGGGAAAAUGCACUCCUCGCUUGUGUGGCAGAGAACGAGUAUUUGUUGGUCGCGACGGGCUUUGUCACGAUAUCUACGAUACGUACGAAUGCCAGGGAGGUCGACGUCUAUAUUACUCAGCUUACGGAGAUCCAAUAUGCGAUUGUCCGAUUGGACAAUAUCCUUUCCCUUCGGAUAAAGAUGAUUGCGUUCCUUUGUUUACUCAAGGACCGUGUCCAUACGAUAAAGUGGUGACAGUCAGUUCGUCGGGAAAAUUGGAAUGCGGUUCCAACACUUGUCCAUCUCUUGACAGAUACUAUCAAGAUUUUCUCCUGCAACUCGUGCCUGCUAAAGAAUCGAGGACCAUAGGCUAUGAUGAUGAUGAUGAUGGCUUCUGCUAUGCUUUAGGAACUCGUGGUCCUUGCUCGUAUUCUGAACUCUUCGGUUACAAUAUCUUUCAGGCUGAAGGACAGUGUCUCAACAUAGAGGAUCCAACGACACCGUAUUUUUCUUCAUCAAAGGAAAAUGCUCUUUUAGACGAGCUCUACAAUCACACAUCUGAAGAACCCGUAAAAAAGAGUGUUACAUUUUUUCGAAGUCAACAGCUAUCGAGGAACCGGAGACAAGCUAGUUUUGGAAUAGUUCAACAAAGCAGUGUAUUCCCGACAUCUAUGCUGAAUCCCUGUCAACUGGGCAAUCGUAACGGAAACAAUUUCAAGUGCACAAAUCCUUUGGUCCCGAGCAGACCAACACGUGAUGUCCAUCGGCCGUCUAGGCCUGGAUUCGGUUGCCGACCGAACGAUUUCCUGCAAGCUAAUGGGCAGUGUGGAAGCGACAGAGGUCCUGCCAGCUGUGGACCAUCUUAUCAAUUCGACAGAGCUACAAAUUCAUGCCGACCUCGCUUUUAAUUGAAAAAAACCCCUCCCGAAAACGUAUUGCUCUACGUAUAUAUUAUUAGAUACCAUUAUUUCCUAUUUCGGCCUUGAAAUCUCUUCGUAAUACGUACUUUCUACUUGGUAAGAAAAAGUGUUUGUGUUCAAAAUAAAUCUACAAUAGGCCUAAAGU
This is a messenger RNA of Daphnia carinata, 1631 nucleotides long. RefSeq lists its product as uncharacterized. The coding region runs from base 311 to 1474 and encodes 387 amino acids. NCBI's taxonomy places the organism in Eukaryota, Metazoa, Arthropoda, Branchiopoda, Diplostraca, Daphniidae. The transcript has 5 exons. The record is from RefSeq and is a predicted model, not a curated record.